ACAUAAUAAAGUUUUCAUCUGUAAGUUCUGGAAGGUGCAAAGACUCGAUCUUGGAAUUUAUUCUUAGAAUUAGAAAAACAAAGGCAACUUGGGUUGGUUUCUCUUUUUGACAUUUUCGGUUUUCUUGAGGCAGUUUCAGCAAAAGCAAGUUCAUUAAUUAGAAGAGAAGAGAGGAGAUAAUUAAAGAUGUCAUCGUCCAACUCGCCUUGCGCGGCGUGCAAGUUUCUUCGACGAAAAUGCACCCAAGAAUGCGUCUUUGCACCAUAUUUUCCGCCAGACCAUCCGCAGAAAUUCCAGAACGUCCACAAAGUGUACGGUGCCAGCAAUGUAGCCAAGCUGUUGAACGAACUCAACCCUUCCCAACGUGAAGAGGCCGUCACCUCUUUAGCCUACGAAGCCGAGGCUCGUCUCCAAGACCCAGUCUAUGGCUGCGUUGGCCUCAUCUCCAUCUUACAACACCGGCUUAAACAAAUGCAACAUGAUCUUGGUAAUGCCAAGAAAGAGCUGUCCACUUACAUUGGCCCUCAAGCUUUGCUUCCUAUUUUACAACCGCCUUUGUUUUUUCCACAACAACAUCUUGGCAACCCUUCUUCUAUGAUGCAACAUAACAUGAUGCCAAUGAUGGGCAUUCCAACGGCAGCUUCCCUUUCCCAUGGGGGCCAGUUGGUCAUAAGAGAACCACAACAACAACAGCAGCAGUUUUUUGAGCCUCAACAGCAAAUGGCUGCAGUGGUAGCAGCAAGGGAACAACAAGAUUUUCUUGGAGGAUAUGAACUGCAACAGCUACAUCAUCAACAGCAGCCAGAUAUGCUGAGGUUUAAUAAUAGUGGGUUUGAAGGGGCUGGUUCAGUCACUGCAACAGGGUUUAAUCAGAUAACACCUGUGGCCGCCAUGUCACCUUCUUUGGCUUUAGGGUGCUUUGAUAACCUUUAUCAGAUUCAGCCACAAGAGCAAGAUCAUCCCCAUCAUCAUUCUCAUGGAACUCUUCCAUUUCAAUCACAGCUUUUGCUUCAGCCACUACAAGCACAACCACAAGUGCACUUAAGAUCAGAAAGUGAGGAGGGUAGGAGUACUGGUCCUUGUUGAAUAAAAAAACAAGCCUCUCUAUUCUUUUCUCUGUUUGCAGAUUGAAUGCUUCCUAUUUUUCAUGGCACCAAUCUUUCACUCUAGGAGGCUCUAAUACAAGGAAAUCGUUAACCUCAGAGAUCUAAAAGCAGGCAGCCAUUGUGGGUUUAGACGAUGCGGCAGAGCUUUUAUUCUUGAAACAUACAAAUUAGCUACUUAAUCAUGCAAUCAUGAACUUAGAAUUCUUUUUUACUGUCAUAAUCAACUUUGUAGCUGUUGCAACAAUUAAAGGAAUUUGCAAAUAAAUAAAAUAGUGGGUAGUGGCUAUGUCAUUCG
Gossypium raimondii (Peruvian cotton) is the source of this 1401-nucleotide messenger RNA. RefSeq names its product LOB domain-containing protein 36. Lineage: Eukaryota; Viridiplantae; Streptophyta; Magnoliopsida; Malvales; Malvaceae. The record is from RefSeq and is a predicted model, not a curated record. The transcript has 3 exons. The coding region runs from base 187 to 1086 and encodes 299 amino acids.